Molecule: messenger RNA, 1699 nt
Organism: Pan troglodytes (chimpanzee)
Lineage: Eukaryota; Metazoa; Chordata; Mammalia; Primates; Hominidae
Gene: METRNL
Product: meteorin like, glial cell differentiation regulator
Exons: 4
Coding region: 209-1144 (311 amino acids)
Biological process (GO): energy homeostasis; positive regulation of brown fat cell differentiation
Molecular function (GO): hormone activity
Source: RefSeq, a predicted model, not a curated record
CAGAGGCUCGGCGGCGGCGGCGGGCGCGGAGCUCUGCGCGCGGCUCCAGCGGGCCGGGAUGGGCGGGCGGCCGCGCGGAGGACGCGGGGGGCGCGCGACGUGACCACCCGGACUCGAAGCCCGCCCCGCCCCCGCCCGGCUCGCCGGCUCCAGGGUCUGCUCCGGGGGUCGCGGACGCGGGGCCGGGCGGCGGAGCCGGCGCCAGAGCAUGCGGGGCGCGGCGCGGGCGGCCUGGGGGCGCGCGGGGCAGCUGUGGCCGCGACCCCCCGCCCCGGGCCCGCCCCCGCCGCCGCUCCCGCUGCUGCUCCUGCUCCUGGCCGGGCUGCUGGGCGGCGCGGGCGCGCAGUACUCCAGCGACCUGUGCAGCUGGAAGGGGAGCGGGCUGACGCACGAGGCACACAGGAAGGAGGUGGAGCAGGUGUAUCUGCGCUGUGCGGCGGGUGCCGUGGAGUGGAUGUACCCAACAGGUGCUCUCAUCGUUAACCUGCGGCCCAACACCUUCUCGCCUGCCCGGCACCUGACCGUGUGCAUCAGGCCCUUCACGGACUCCUCGGGGGCCAAUAUUUAUUUGGAAAAAACUGGAGAACUGAGACUGCUGGUACCGGACGGGGACGGCAGGCCCGGCCGGGUGCAGUGUUUUGGCCUGGAGCAGGGCGGCCUGUUCGUGGAGGCCACGCCGCAGCAGGAUAUCGGCCGGAGGACCACAGGCUUCCAGUACGAGCUGAUUAGGAGGCCCAGGGCGUCGGACCUGCACGAGCUGUCUGCGCCGUGCCGUCCCUGCAGUGACACCGAGGUGCUCCUAGCCGUCUGCACCAGCGACUUCGCCGUUCGAGGCUCCAUCCAGCAAGUUACCCACGAGCCUGAGCGGCAGGACUCGGCCAUCCACCUGCGCGUGAGCAGACUCUAUCGGCAGAAAAGCAGGGUCUUCGAGCCGGUGCCCGAGGGUGACGGCCACUGGCAGGGGCGCGUCAGGACGCUGCUGGAGUGUGGCGUGCGGCCGGGGCAUGGCGACUUCCUCUUCACUGGCCACAUGCACUUCGGGGAGGCGCGGCUCGGCUGUGCCCCACGCUUCAAGGACUUCCAGAGGAUGUACAGGGACGCCCAGGAGAAGGGGCUGAACCCUUGUGAGGUUGGCACGGACUGACCCCGGGGGUCCUUGGGCCGCUGCCCUUCCUCUCCUGAUGAGUCACAGGCUGCGGUGGGCGCUGCGGUCCUGGUGGGGCCGUGCGGUGAGGGCCGCGCGCUGGGAGCCGCAUGCCCUGGGCCCAGACCUGACCCUGGUACCGAAGCUGUGGACGUUCUCGCCACACUCAACCCCAUGAGCUUCCAGCCAAGGAUGCCCUGGCCGAUUGGAAAUGCUGUAAAAUGCAAACUAAGUUAUUAUAUUUUUUUUUGGUAAAAAAGAAAUGUCCAUAGGAAACAAAUUCCUGUGUCUUAAAACGCCUUGGUGUGCCGUCUGAUACUGUUCUCUAAAGACGUUAGGAGUCACGGCAUCUGGCCUGCGGUUGGGUGAAGCACUGGCCGUUGGGCACAGUGGAUGUGUGAAAAGGUGCCAUUCAGAGUUGUUAUUCUCAUGACGGAAGUUUUGGAGCCAAAUAAUACAUUUUUUAUUUUCAUUUUAUUUUUAAAGAAUGAGCUUUGGUCCUUUUCGGGCCGCUGGUUGUUUCCGUUCCCGAGAAUAAAGACCAGGAUCCGACCA